Messenger RNA from Macrosiphum euphorbiae (potato aphid), 1221 nucleotides. The record is from the annotation of a GenBank genome assembly. NCBI's taxonomy places the organism in Eukaryota, Metazoa, Arthropoda, Insecta, Hemiptera, Aphididae.
AUGGAAUAUAAUAGUUCUUCAGAUGAUGAAUGGGAUUCAUUUUUAUUAGAGAGCCCGAUCUUCAAAUCACGGAAAAGAUAUUGGGUGCAUGAACUUUGGCAACAACGAGAUGAUAGUGGCGAAUUUCAAAAUGUGUGCACUAUUAUAAAAAAUUACCCAUCAAAAUUUUAUAAUUACUUUCGUAUGGAUAUAUCAACGUUUGAAUAUAUUUUAAAUGCCAUAAAAAACGAUUUGACAAAAUAUUCAAAUUUUAGACGCUGCAUUGAGCCCGAAGAAAAAUUAGCUGUUACUCUCAGAUAUUUAUCAACUGGUAUGUCAUUUCGAGCAUUAGCACUUUGCUUUAAAAUGCAUAAUACUACGGUUGGUGCAGUUGUAUAUGAAGUAUGUGACGCAAUAUGGAAUAGACUAUCGACAACACAUUUAUCUAUUCCAACUCCAGAAGAUUUUUUAAGUAUAGCAAAUGAAUUUAAUGUGAAAUGGAACUUCCCACAUUGUAUUGGCUGUAUAGACGGAAAACAUAUACGUUUACGAAGUCCUACUCACUCUGGGACUAUGUAUUAUAAUUAUAAACAUUUUUUUUCCAUCGUACUACAAGGUGUAUCUGAUGCCAAUUAUAAAUUUAUAUUUGUUGAUGUUGGAGCGUACGGAAAACAAAGCGACGGAGGAACAUAUGCAUCAUCAACUUUGUCAACUUUUAUAAAUAAUGAAAAUAAUCUACCAAAAUCAUCUAAUUUGGAGGGAACAUCUGUAGAAGUACCGUUUUUUAUGUUAGGUGAUGACGCUUAUCCAUUAAAACAUAAUAUUAUGAAACCCUUUUCUAAACGACUAUUAUCAAAAGAAGAACGUAUUUAUAAUUAUCGUCAUGCUCGUGCCCGUAGAUGUGUAGAAAAUGCUUUUGGAAUUAUGGUAUCAAAAUGGAGACUCUUGCAUAAACCCAUUGAAACAACAGUAGACAAUGCAAUUAAAAUAGUUCAGUGUAUUUGUCUUUUACAUAACCUUAUAAUAGAUAAAGAAGGGCAAUCAUGUGCACAAACACUAAUAUCUGCUGCGAGUUCGUAUGAAAACGAUAGAAAUGAAAAAAAUGUAAGGACAAAUGUAAUAAGACCAUUUAAUCGGAGUUCAAACUUGGCGACUUUCGUAAGAGAUACAUUAAAAAAUUAUUUUAUUAGUCCUAUAGGAUCGAUUUCAUUUCAAGAACAGUAUGCAAACGUUCAAAAGUAG